This is a messenger RNA of Anneissia japonica, 1035 nucleotides long. RefSeq lists its product as uncharacterized. The record is from RefSeq and is a predicted model, not a curated record. NCBI's taxonomy places the organism in Eukaryota, Metazoa, Echinodermata, Crinoidea, Comatulida, Comatulidae. The transcript is spliced from 5 exons. The coding region runs from base 505 to 1035 and encodes 176 amino acids.
UGCUAAACAGUGCAGUGCACUCUUUGGCAAAAUUGAUUACCUCUUGGUGUCACCACUAUGAGGACCCUGCACAAUCAAUUUAGACAAGGCUAUAAUGAUUAAUUAUAUUGGUCAUUAUUGUUGUUGUUAUUACUGUAUUGUUACUAUAAUCAUUGUUUUAAUAUUAUUAAUCAGUUACAGUAAGUGAUCAUUCAGAAUAAUAAUUAUAUAUUACCACUGGCCCAGCCCCCCCCCCCCUUAAAUUUUUCAAUUUAAGGGAGACUGUGCCCCCCUUAAAAAUUGGAGAAAAAAAGAAAAUUUUCAAAUUUUAAGUCUGAGAGUUACAUUUCCAACUAUCUAGAGGUACCAUAAUUGUAAAUUUUCUUAUUUUAGCCCCAACCAUGGUGGAGCUGAGGUGGUAUAGACCUUCCAUCUGUCCUGGGCCCCUCUAUUUCAAAUUCCUGGAUCCGCCACUGCAUUAUUUCAUCUCGGUUUACUUUAUGUCAUAUACAGUAAUUAGUUUUCAUGUGUUCUGACAUUGAUUAUCAUUUUGUAGGUGAAGGUGUUGUGCCUGCUGGACAAACAGCACUACAUUACUGUCUACAUGCUCAGGGUACUUAUGAUGAACAGCGAGAAACAGCAUUGUGCUUGAUAAAAUAUGGUGCCUCAAUUUACCAAAAAGAUAGUGAAGGGAAUACACCUCUUGAUUAUUAUGAUCGUAAUAAAUGUAGUCAAUAUGAAGUAUCAACAAAGGAGGAAAAGAAAGAUGAACUUAAAAAAUUGCUUAUAGUUCCAGGAGAAUUAUUAGCGAGAGGUCCUGAAGCCAUUAAAGCAUUCACAUAUGAAGUCCAGAAUGGGAAAAUUACGAUGGUUAAUUCCAGAGUCAUGUUCCUUGGCAAAGAAGGUGUGGGCAAGACGAGUUGUGUCCGUUCCAUGCUUGCCAAAGAGUUUAAGAAGGAAGUACCAUCAACAGAUGGCAUUGUAGCAACAACAGUAUUUCAUACUGUUAAUGGAGAUUGCAACAAAUGGAAGGAACAGAAGGAUGUGGAUGUCUGA